This is a messenger RNA of Erinaceus europaeus (western European hedgehog), 1196 nucleotides long. RefSeq names its product derlin 2 (gene DERL2). Gene Ontology annotation, molecular function: ubiquitin-specific protease binding; misfolded protein binding. NCBI's taxonomy places the organism in Eukaryota, Metazoa, Chordata, Mammalia, Eulipotyphla, Erinaceidae. Gene Ontology annotation, biological process: endoplasmic reticulum unfolded protein response. The transcript has 7 exons. The coding region runs from base 65 to 784 and encodes 239 amino acids. Gene Ontology annotation, cellular component: Hrd1p ubiquitin ligase ERAD-L complex; endoplasmic reticulum membrane. The record is from RefSeq and is a predicted model, not a curated record.
CCCUCCAGUGGGGUUGACUGGCGGAAGGGGAAGUGAGGUGGGGAGGUCGGCGGCGGUGGGGAAGAUGGCGUACCAGAGCCUGCGGCUGGAAUAUCUGCAAAUCCCACCGGUCAGCCGCGCCUACACAACCGCCUGCGUCCUCACUACCGCCGCUGUGCAGUUGGAAUUGAUCACACCUUUUCAGCUAUACUUCAACCCUGAAUUAAUAUUUAAACACUUUCAAAUAUGGAGGCUGAUAACCAAUUUCUUGUUUUUUGGUCCAGUUGGAUUCAAUUUUUUAUUUAACAUGAUUUUUUUAUAUCGUUACUGUCGAAUGCUAGAAGAAGGCUCUUUCCGAGGUCGGACAGCAGACUUUGUAUUUAUGUUCCUUUUUGGUGGAUUCUUAAUGACCCUUUUUGGUUUGUUCGUGAGCUUAGUUUUCUUGGGCCAGGCCUUUACAAUAAUGCUUGUCUAUGUCUGGAGCCGAAGGAAUCCCUAUGUCCGCAUGAACUUCUUCGGCCUUCUCAACUUCCAGGCCCCCUUUCUGCCUUGGGUGCUCAUGGGCUUUUCCUUGUUGUUGGGAAAUUCAAUCAUUGUGGAUCUCUUAGGAAUUGCAGUUGGACACAUAUAUUUUUUCUUGGAAGAUGUAUUUCCCAAUCAGCCUGGUGGAAUAAGAAUUCUGAAAACGCCAUCUAUUUUGAAAGCUAUUUUUGAUACACCAGAUGAGGAUCCAAAUUACAAUCCACUACCUGAAGAGCGGCCAGGGGGCUUUGCCUGGGGUGAGGGCCAGCGCCUCGGUGGUUAAAGCAGCAGUGCCAAUUAUAAGACCCAGCUGGCGAGGACUCAGUGACACGCCCAUUGGGAUUCUUUUAUUCUUUGCAUUGCAAGAGUGUGGACACUUUUGACAGCUUGACCAAUUUUUAACUCCAGAAGCACUUUAUAAAAUGGUACACUGAUUAAUCCAGAAGACAUUUCCAGCAGUUUGCCAGUGGUUCCUCACUACACUGGUACUGAAAGUGUAAUCUCUUGGAGCCAAACACAAAACAAAAACAAGAGAGACAAAUCCCCUGCUGCCUCUAAUGAACGAGGACGGAUGUUACUUGAGUUCUGCGGUGUACAGCAGAGCUUCUCCUCCUCUAUGGUAGAUGAGGCCACGGUGUAAAUGGAAUUUCCAGAGAGGACAAAAUAAAACUGAAUUCCAUCUCACUCAAACUGAA